This is a messenger RNA of Lagopus leucura (white-tailed ptarmigan), 6257 nucleotides long. It is a transcript of the gene SETD1B, whose product is annotated as SET domain containing 1B, histone lysine methyltransferase. The transcript is spliced from 18 exons. The record is from RefSeq and is a predicted model, not a curated record. NCBI's taxonomy places the organism in Eukaryota, Metazoa, Chordata, Aves, Galliformes, Phasianidae. The coding region runs from base 144 to 6170 and encodes 2008 amino acids. Gene Ontology annotation, cellular component: Set1C/COMPASS complex. Gene Ontology annotation, molecular function: histone H3K4 methyltransferase activity; RNA binding; protein binding.
GCCAGCAGCGAGCACACACAAUAUGUGGUGGCUCGCGAAAACGGGAGGCAGGAGCCUGGCGGGCAGCCCGCGCCGGUAACCGGCCCCAUGUGAGACGGGGAGCUCGCCUUUCGCCGCCCGGAGACGAUCGGCCGCCGAGCGCGAUGUCUUUCCGAGAGAUCAAGGCGGGGGAAAAAGCCAAGCACCCUGAAGAUCAUGGCAAAAAGCAGAGUUCAAGUUGGAUCAACGGAAUGGAGAACAGCACCCAAGCCAGCACUUCUGUCGAGAAAAGAAAUCACCAUUGGAGAAGUUACAAGUUGAUUAUUGACCCGGCUCUGAAAAAAGGACAGCACAAACUCUACCGCUACGAUGGGCAACAUUUCAGCAUGCCGAACUCGGGAAUCGCUCCUGUGGAUUGUGUCAGAGAUCCCAGAAUAGGGCGAAUAUGGACCAAAACGAAGGAGUUGGAGCUGUCUGUCCCCAAAUUCAAGAUUGAUGAGUUUUACGUGGGGCCAGUGCCUCCCAAGCAGGUCACCUUUGCCAAGCUGAAUGACAACAUCCGUGAAAACUUUUUAACCGACAUGUGCAAGAAAUACGGUGAAGUGGAAGAGGUGGAGAUUCUCUACAACCCCAAGAACAAGAAGCACCUGGGCAUUGCCAAAGUGAUUUUUGCCACUGUCAAAGGUGCCCGGGAGGCUGUCCAGCACCUUCACAACACCUCUGUCAUGGGCAACAUUAUCCACGUGGAGCUGGAUACAAAAGGUGAAACCCGCAUGCGAUUCUAUGAGCUGCUCGUUAAUGGUCUUUACACUCCUCAGACCCUGCCUGUAGGCACUGAACAGGACACAUCGCCAACUGCGAAUGAAACCCUCCAGUUGACAGAUUCUCUGAAGCGCUUGAAGGACAGUAACCUUUCCUCUGCGGGAUCAUCUGUCACCCCAAACAGCAGCACGCCGUUUUCCCACGACACAGCCUAUUCCAGCUGUCGGCAGGACACCCCAAACUCGUUCAGUCAAUUCACCCCGCAGUCCCAAGGGACGCCCCACACCCCACGGUUAGGGACGCCAUUUUCCCAGGAUUCCACGUAUUCCAGCCGUCAGACGACGCCAGUGUACCACUUUGGGCAGGACAGUGGGUACAAACACAGGAGACACGAAACAAAAUUUACGGAUGCCUACAACCGUCGACCGGGAGGACAUCACUAUGUUCAUAAUUCUCCUGGUGUUUUCCGCGGGACAGAGCAUCAGUUCAGUACGUUCAAAUCCCAUCAGCAGGAGCCAGUUCAGUUCUCUCACACUCCUCCCCUGAGCCACUCGAGUUCUUCGAGUUACAAGUCUGCCUUCUCUCCUUACCAAGCACCAGCCGUAUUUCCGCAGUCUGAGGAGCAGCCGUUUGCCCAAACUUCCAGGGAAGCAGAGUACCGAAGACCUGCACCGCCUCCCGCCGAGAUGGUCGUAGAAAGCAGUGCUGCCACCAGCGCCGAUUUUGCUCCAGUGAAGGAGAAACCAGAGGAACCUCCACCCUUACCAGAUUCAAACUCUGCUCCUGAGCCGAGCGCACCGUCCUUCUCUCAGACACCUGAGAGGAGUGAGACCCCUGGCACCCCCACCAUGGAGUCUGAAAUGCAGCAUAAUAGUUUAGACUCAAGGAUUGAGAUGCUCUUAAAAGAACAGAGAACAAAGUUACCUUUUCUUAAUGAGCAUGACUCAGAUAAUGAGGUCCGAAUGGAAGGUAGCCCUAUCUCCUCUUCCUCUUCCCAGCUCUCUCCCAUCCCAAUGUACGGUUCAAACUCUCAGCCCGGUUACAGAGCUCAGACACCUUCCUCACGCCCUUCCAGCACGGGCCUGGAGGACAUCAGCCCCACGCCGUUACCUGACUCUGAUGAUGAUGAGCCCAUCCCUGGGACUGCUUCUCUGAAUCAGAAUUCCAGGGGUACAUCAGAGGCCAGCAUGACUCCCAUCGAUCAGCUGAACAGGACCUCCAAAGUCGAGACCUUGGAGGUUAAAGAAAUGGUGCCUGGGGACCAGACUCCAAUAUCGGAAAAGAUGGACGAGAGUCAGCAUUCUUCAGGGGAGGACAUGGAAAUCUCCGACGAUGAGAUGAACUCCGCGCCCAUCACCAGUGCAGAGUGUGCCAAAACCAUUGUGGUCAACUCCUCAGUCAGCAACGCAGCCGUCAUGGCCCCAUCCAUCCCUCCUCUGCCACCGCCGCCUGGAUUCCCUCCUCUUCCUCCUCCUCCACCACCACCUCCACAGCCGGGUUUUCCGAUGCCUCCGCCGCUGCCUCCUCCGCCUCCUCCCACACACCCUGCUGUCACCGUGCCCCCUCCACCGCUCCCUGCUCCCCCUGGGGUCCCUCCACCUCACAUCUUGCCUCCGCUUCCUCCCUUCCAUCCCGGCAUGUUCCCAGUCAUGCAGGUGGAUAUGAUAAGUGUCUUGGGCAACCACUGGGGUGGCAUGCCCAUGUCCUUCCAGAUGCAAACUCAGAUGCUCAGUCGGAUGAUGCAGGCACAGAACACAUACCAGUAUCCGCCUUUCAUGGCGGGCAGGAUGCAGUUUGUGAAUCUGCCGCCCUACCGCCCGUUCUCUAUGGGAGCAGCUCUUGGUCGUGGGCAGCAGUGGCCACCACUGCCCAAGUUUGACCCCUCGGUUCCACCGCCGGGUUAUGAGCCCAAGAAGGAAGAUCCCCACAAAGCCACUGUGGAUGGAGUCCUCCUGGUCAUCGUGAAGGAACUGAAGGCUAUCAUGAAAAGGGACCUGAACCGGAAAAUGGUUGAAGUGGUUGCAUUUCGGGCAUUUGAUGACUGGUGGGACAAGAAGGAACGGCUGGCAAAGGCAUCUCUCACACCAGUGAAGUCUGGAGGAGAGCUGGAGGAGAAACCAAAGCCAAAGGAUCGAAUCACAUCUUGCCUCUUGGAGAACUGGAACAAAGGCGAAGGCCUGGGAUACGAGGGAAUUGGCUUGGGCAUUGGGUUACGAGGGGCCAUCCGGCUGCCAUCCUUCAAGGUGAAAAGAAAGGAGCCACCAGAAGCUGCCUCAGCAGGAGAUCAGAAGAGAAUCCGGCCUUCUACUUCUGUUGACGAUGAAGAUGAAGAGUUGGAGAGGGACAGAGAUGCUUCCGAUACCACAUCCGACCUGUCAAAGAAGGAUGCAGAAGCAGUGGGGCUGAGGCGGCGACCAGCAAGGCCACUGGAGCUCGACAGCGAGGGGGAGGAGGGAGAUGAGACAUCAGGGAAAGAGGAAGAGUCUUCCUCAGAGAAAGAAGAAGAGCAGGAGGAAGAGGGAGGCUUGGUGAAAGCAGCACCUGGCAAGGAGGAAGAGGAGGAUGAAGAUGAUGAGGAAGAUGAAGAUGACGAUGAGGAUGAUGAAGAUGAAGAGGAUUAUGAAGAGACAGGUAUUGAAACAAGUGACAAAGAGGAAGAGCAGGACUCUGAAGAGGAAGAUGUAGCGAGUCCCUCAUCUUCCAAGGCUGAAGUUGAAUCAUCAGAUGAAAGUGAGGACUCCUCUGAAUUUGAAUCAAGUUCUGACUCAGAUGAAGAUGAUGAUGAGGAGGAGGAGGAUGAAGAUGAAGAAGAGGAGGAGGAGGAAGAAGAGGUGGCUGAAGAUCAAGACAGAGAAGCCAUGGUUGCUGAGACGGAGCAUGAACCUGCCAGUCAUGAGCUUCUCGAUGAUAAGAGGGAGACCAUUUUGGAGCUAUAUCCUGUGGACUACAUGGAUGCAACGGGCUUGGGACUCUCAGAGCCAGCUUUGGUAGAGAAGGAUGAAGGGAUGGAAGAAGUCAAAGCAGAGGAAAGUGAAUGUGAUCAAGUCCCAGAGGAAUCUAUUGCUGCUGAAACACUCAAACAGUUGGUUAUGGAAAGAGACCAGGAGCCAAAACUUGCACUGUCUCCCAUCUGCAGGCCAGUGGAAGAGCCUGAACCCAUCGUCAUGCUGGAGCCGGAGGUACAAGAAUGCCCAAAGCCUGAAUCGCAAGAUGAGGCUGGCACAGUCUGUCUCUCGACUCCAGUGGCAGUCUUUGGAGAACCUCUGCCCAGCAAAAGCAGCUUCUUUAGGAAGUCUGAUGACAGCUGCUUAGAAACGCAUGUUAAGACAAAGCUGCCCUCUGCAGUGGAGGAGGAGGACAGGUUGCCUCGCACGCCUGGACGGGAAGCAGUGGUCCAUUCAGAGACUGAUAUUCUUUUGCUCCCAGCCCACAAGGUGCCAUCCUCCACGCUUCCCUUACCAUCGACUCCUGGUAAAGAGGAAUCUGUAGUCCCUCCAGAAAAGUUCCCUGAACAAUUAAUGGUGACCAAAACGUCCAUAGAAGAGGAGAUUCCUAGGACUCCUGGGCGGGACAUUUUGGCCAAGUCUUCACACCCCCUUGCAAAGUCGCAGAGCACAGACACUGUUCCAGCCACGCCAGGAAGUGAUGCUCCCCUUACAGGAAGCAGCUUGACCCUCAGUUCCCCUCAAGUCCCAGGGAGCCCCUUUUCCUACCCAUCCCAGUCUCCUGGCAUUAACAGUGGUAUUCCUCGGACUCCUGGGAGAGAUUUCAAUUUCACGCCUACUUUCCCAGAGGCUGGUGCUACCAUUCCUUGCCUUCUGUCUGGCAAGAAACAGUCAGAGGAUGACCUAGAAGAGAAACCUUUUAAAGAGCCUCUUGGUGCUUCCCUUACUAUCAGCAUGAACAGCGUUCCUUCUCCUAUCCCCUUUGCCAGCCCCACGCAAGCAGAUUUCCGCACAGACAUGGGCUUGCCAUCUAACGAGCCAAUACCCAUCGCAGCCCUGCCAUGCAUGCCUGGAGAUGGAAGAAUGCCCAUCGAGGAGUGCAAGGCAGAAGUAAAAUCUGUUUUGCUCUCGCCAGAAGCACCCGUUGGUGCAUCUAUUCUUCCUCCACCACCACCACCUUCUGUUCUUCCCAAAAGGAGGCCGGGUCGGCCAAGGCGGUCCCCACCUUCUGUCCUCUCAUUGGAUAUGUACUCGGGCAAAGCCAUCGAGCCACCCCCUGUCCCUGUGGCUUUGGUGGAAAGUGCUAUGAGCAAAGAGCUUCUGAGUGCACACCCCGAUGCUUUCUAUGGACUGAAGGACCCUGAAGCUGUCACCCUAGAUUUCAGGAAUGACAGCUUCCACGAGAAAAUAGCAGCUGAGACAGUUGCAGAGAAACUGCCAUUUAAGGAAUUGGAGAACCAGUGGAAUGAAGAUUUCAAGGAAGAAGAAGCUCACGUGAAGCCUAAAAGACAGUGGCGAAGGCAGAAGAAGUCACCCGAGCACCUUCCAGUGAUUCCUUCCCCAGAAUACUCCCCACCCCAGCCUCAGUUCAGGCCACGCUCCGAGUUUGAGGAGAUGACCAUUUUGUAUGAUAUUUGGAAUGGAGGCAUAGAUGAGGAAGAUAUCAAAUUCAUGUGUAUCACGUAUGACCGCCUCCUGCAGCAGGACAAUGGUAUGGACUGGCUCAAUGACACACUGUGGGUAUUCCAUCCUUCUACCAGCUUUUCCACCCCCAAGAAAAAGAAGCGGGACGAUGGGAUGCGGGAGCACGUCACGGGCUGUGCACGAAGCGAAGGCUAUUACAAAAUCGAUAAGAAGGACAAACUCAAAUACCUCAAUAAUAGCCGAGCUUUUGCAGAGGAGCCUCCAGCUGACACGCAGGGGAUGAGCAUCCCUGCCCAACCUCACGCUUCCACGCGGGCUGGCUCCGAGCGGCGGUCAGAGCAGCGCAGGCUCCUCUCCUCCUUCACUGGUAGCUGCGACAGCGACCUGCUCAAGUUCAACCAGCUCAAGUUCCGGAAGAAAAAGCUAAAAUUCUGCAAGAGCCACAUUCACGACUGGGGCCUUUUUGCCAUGGAGCCCAUUGCAGCUGAUGAGAUGGUGAUUGAGUACGUGGGUCAGAACAUCAGGCAGGUCAUUGCUGACAUGCGUGAAAAGCGAUACGAGGAUGAAGGCAUUGGGAGCAGUUACAUGUUCAGAGUUGACCAUGACACAAUCAUCGAUGCUACAAAGUGUGGAAACUUUGCCAGGUUUAUUAAUCACAGCUGCAAUCCAAAUUGUUAUGCUAAAGUGAUCACGGUGGAGUCUCAAAAGAAGAUCGUCAUCUACUCAAAACAGCACAUCAAUGUGAAUGAGGAAAUUACUUACGACUACAAGUUUCCCAUUGAGGAUGUAAAAAUCCCAUGUUUAUGUGGCUCUGAGAACUGCAGGGGAACCCUAAACUGAACUCGAGGUUUCUCGUCACACUUGCACCUUUGGCCAUGUCAAAACUGUGGUAACCAGGUGUGGUUGCACUUUGCCAAAAAAAAAAAA